Molecule: messenger RNA, 2582 nt
Organism: Lutzomyia longipalpis
Lineage: Eukaryota; Metazoa; Arthropoda; Insecta; Diptera; Psychodidae
Product: ATP-binding cassette sub-family F member 1
Exons: 2
Coding region: 61-2529 (822 amino acids)
Molecular function (GO): ATP binding; ATP hydrolysis activity
Source: RefSeq, a predicted model, not a curated record
AUUAUUUAGUACAUAAAUCAAUUUGUAAAAACUAGGAAAACAUAUUUCAAUUUCUCAGCCAUGCCUAAGAAGACAGGAAGUAAGAAAAAUCAAGAUUUCCCGGAUGAUGUGAGUGAAACUGCCAGCUCGGUGUCGGACGUAACCUCAACAAAAUCCACAAAAGGGAAAAAAGGUACGAAGAAAGGGAAGAAAAAUGACGAUUGGAGUGAUGAGGAGAGGAAGGUUGAUCCCCUUCCGGAGCCCUCAGACGAUGAAGAUGUGGGAAUUGCCAAGAAGAAGGCAAAAGGGAAGAAGGGAAAGCCGAAAGAAGGUGACAACGUGGAAGUAAAAGCAGAAACGUCACGAAAGAAAAAGAAGGGAAAGAAGGAUGAUGACUGGUCCGGGGAUGAUGAGAAAGAUGUUGAAUUGAAAAUAGACUCUGAGGAUGAGGAGGAGGAAGUUGUUGUUGCACCUGUUAAAGGAAAAGCCGCCAAGAAGGGAAAGAAAACAAAGGCAAAGGAUGUGAUUGAAUCUGAGGAAGAAAAUAGUCCAGAAGAUGUGGAAGAACCUGAAGAGGAACUUCCACAAGAAGAAGAACUUCCUGCGGAUACUCCUGAAGAUACUCCCGCGGAUGCCCCGCAGGAGGAUGAUAAAGAAGAACCCCAAACAGAGGAUUUGGCCGAAAGUGUGGAAAAGCUGGAAAUCUCCGCUCCGGCAGAGAAGAAAUUGACGCACAAAGAGAAGAAAAAGCUGAAGAAGCAGCAAGAAUACGAACGUCAAGUGGAAGCAAUGACACGGAAAGGUGGUCAGGGUGCUUCGGAUCUCGAUAGUAACUUCACCAUGUCCCAGGCACACAAGACAGGCGGCCAGAAGGCUGCCAUGGAGCAUGCGGUUGACAUUAAAAUUGAAAAUUUCACCAUUUCCGCCAAAGGGAAUGACCUGUUCGUCAAUGCGAAUCUCCUCAUUGCCCAUGGGAGGCGCUACGGGCUCGUGGGGCCCAAUGGACAUGGCAAAACAACCCUUUUGAGGCAUCUCGCCUCCCGCGCUUUCGCCAUCCCGCCAAACAUUGAUGUCCUUCUGUGCGAACAGGAAGUUGUUGCUGAUGAAAAUUCCGCAGUGGAAACCAUCCUCAAGGCGGACACAAAACGUCUCAAUCUCCUGCAGGAAUGCAAAGAACUCGAGGCAAAGAUUGAAGACGGGGAUUUCGAUGCGCAAGAUCGUCUCAAUGAGGUGUAUGCGGAGCUAAAAGCCAUCGGGGCGGAUUCAGCUGAACCACGUGCCCGGAGAAUCCUUGCUGGUUUGGGAUUCUCCAAAGAGAUGCAAGAUAGGCCAACAAAUAAAUUCUCCGGCGGUUGGCGAAUGCGUGUCUCCCUCGCGCGUGCCCUCUACAUGGAACCCACGCUCCUUCUCCUUGACGAACCGACGAAUCAUUUGGACUUGAAUGCUGUCAUUUGGUUGGAUAACUACUUGCAGGGCUGGAAGAAGACACUUCUUGUUGUUUCUCACGACCAGAGUUUCUUGGAUAAUGUUUGCAAUGAAAUUAUUCAUUUGGAUUGCAAAAAGUUGCACUACUACAAGGGGAAUUACUCAAUGUUCAAGAAGAUGCACGUGCAGAAGAAGAAGGAAAUGGUGAAGGAGUAUGAGAAGCAGGAGAAGCGCCUGAAGGAGCUGAAGACACGCGGGCAGAGCACGAAGGCGGCGGAGAAGAAGCAAAAGGAGACAAUGACGCGGAAACAGGAGAAAAAUCGCGGGAAGGUGCAGAAGAAUGAGGAUGAGGAUCAACCGGUGGAGUUGCUGACAAAGCCACGAGAUUACAUUGUGAAGUUUCGCUUCCCGGACCCGCCGCCGUUGCAGCCGCCCAUCUUGGGGUUGCACAAUUGCACCUUCAACUUCCCCGGGCAUAAGCCGUUGUUUGUAAAUACGGAAUUUGGCAUUGAUUUGAAUAGUCGCAUUGCCAUUGUGGGCCCCAAUGGGGUGGGUAAGUCCACUUUCCUGAAGCUCCUCUGUGGGGAUUUGGAACCCGUCAAGGGGGAAGCGCGGAAGAAUCAUCGGCUGCGCAUUGGGCGCUUCGAUCAGCAUUCGGGGGAACAUCUAACGGCCGAAGAGAGUGCCGCUGAGUACCUGCAGCGUCUCUUCAAUCUCCCCCAUGAAAAGGCGCGUAAAGCGCUGGGAACCUUUGGACUCGUCAGUCAUGCGCACACCAUCAAGAUGAAGGAUUUGUCGGGUGGACAGAAGGCACGUGUGGCUCUUGCGGAGCUCUGUCUCAGUGCUCCGGAUGUCCUUGUCCUGGACGAACCGACCAAUAAUCUCGACAUUGAGUCCAUUGAUGCCCUCGCGGAGGCAAUUAACGAAUACAACGGCGGCGUCAUCAUUGUCACGCACGAUGAACGUCUUAUCCGUGAAACUGAUUGCAGCCUCUACGUCAUUGAAGAUCAAACUAUCAAUGAGAUCGAUGGGGACUUUGAUGACUACCGCAAGGAAGUCUUGGAUGCCCUCGGGGAGAUUGUCAACAAUCCCAGCGUUGUGGCAAAUGCAGCAGUUCUCGAGUAAAAACUCUUCAUUUCUUUGUUCUUUCCAAAUAAAAUCAUUUAUAUUUCAAAUAA